GAAGGAUCCUGGAUGGUUUGAUUUGGCCAUGUGCAACUGGAGCAGGAGCAGGAGCAGGAGCAGAAGCAAGCCGCAUUAAUUAAUUAAUCCUCUGAGCCUUGUCAAUUCAAUUGGCCGAUUUGUAGUUGCCACCAUCAUCCUACCUACGAGCAGAGCAGAGCGCACCGAUUCAGCGAGGAAAGGAAAGGAAGAGAAAAGCAAAGCGAUCGAUCGAGGAGGAAUCCGAAUACGAUGGACGGUCGUCCCUUGCUUCCGAAUGAGGAGGAGGAGGAGGCGCUCCCCGGCGUGUCCGACUUCCGCGGGCGCCCCGUUUACCGCGCCACCUCAGGCGGCUGGCGCUCCGCCCUCUUCGUCGCCGUGUUGGAGUUGGCCGGCAGCUUCGCCUACUUCGGCGUGUCGGCGAACCUGAUCACGUAUCUGACGGGGCCGAUGGGGCAAUCCAACGCGUCGGCGGCGGCGGCGGUGAACGCCUGGUCGGGGGCGGCCUGCAUGCUUCCUCUCCUCGGCGCCUUCCUCGCCGACUCCUUCCUCGGCCGCUACCCAUCCAUCCUCCUCGCCUGCACCCUUUACCUCCUGGGGUACGGCAUGCUGACGGUGGCGUCGUCGGUGGUGGCGUCCAAGUCACAGGUGGGCAUCUUGUACGUGUCGCUGUACCUGGUGGCCUUGGCACAGGGGUUCGACAAGCCAUGCGGGCUGGCGUUGGGCGCGGAGCAGUUCGACCCGGAGCACCCCAGGGAGAGCGCCUCCCGCAGCUCACUCUUCAACUGGUGGUACUUCUCCAUGGCCACCGGCAUCACCGUCUCCAUCGCCACCGUCAGCUACAUCCAGGAGAACGUCAGCUGGGGCGUCGGCUUCGCCAUCCCCUUCGCCGUCGUCUCCUGCGCCUUCCUCCUCUUCCUCCUCGCCACCCCCACCUACCGCCUCUCCUCCGCCGCCGCCAGCCCCUUGCUCUCGCUACGACACUACAAGCAGUCGUCGGAGGAGGCGCGCCGCAUGCUGCGCCUGCUCCCCAUAUGGGCGACGUGCCUGGCGUACGGCGUGGCGUACGCGCAGAUCAUGACGUUGUUCAACAAGCAGGGCCGCACGCUGGACCGCCACAUCGGCCACGCCGGACUGGAGCUCCCGCCCGCCGCGCUCCAGACGUUGGGGCCGGUCACCAUCAUGGUGUCCGUGCCCAUCUACGACCGCGCGGUGGUGCCAAUGCUGCGGCGCAUGACGGGCAACCCGAGGGGGCUGACCACGCUGCAGCGCACGGGGACGGGCAUGGCGCUGUCGCUGGCGGCGGUGGCGGUGGCGGCGGCGGUGGAGGGGCGUCGGCUGGAGACGGUGCGGGAGCAACGGCCGGCGAUGAGCUGGGCGUGGCUGGUGCCGCAGUACGUGGCGAUGGGGGUGGCGGACGUGCUGGCGGUGGUGGGGAUGCAGGAGUUCUUCCACGGCGAGAUGCCGGAGGGGAUGCGCAGCCUGGGGCUGGCGCUCUACUACAGCGUCAUGGGCAUCGGCGGCUUCAUCAGCAGCGCGCUCAUAUCGGCGCUGGAUGGCAUCACCAGGAGAGACGGCGGCGACGGGUGGUUCGCCGACGAUCUCAACCGAGGCCACCUCGACUACUUCUACUGGCUGCUCGCCGGCGUCAGUGCCGCGGAGCUGGCAAUGUUCCUCUGCUUCGCGCGCUCCUACGCCUACAGAAACGCCAACAAGGGGCCCCUGCUGCUUGUUGUACCAUCUAAUACUCCGGUUUCUCCUUGUACAAAUCAUCAUCAUGCAUGAUUAUUAUUAUUCAUACCACUAGUAAAAUACUGUAAUUAAUACUCACGAUACAAUAUGUAUAUAUAUUUUUUACAUAAUAAAUAAAUUAUAUUAAAACCGGCCUAA
Oryza sativa Japonica Group (Japanese rice) is the source of this 1869-nucleotide messenger RNA. Its product is annotated as protein NRT1/ PTR FAMILY 5.10. NCBI's taxonomy places the organism in Eukaryota, Viridiplantae, Streptophyta, Magnoliopsida, Poales, Poaceae. Gene Ontology annotation, biological process: transmembrane transport. The record is from RefSeq and is a predicted model, not a curated record. Gene Ontology annotation, molecular function: transmembrane transporter activity. Gene Ontology annotation, cellular component: membrane.